AGGCGAAGCGGUUCGCGGGGGGAAAGGAGGCGAGCGAGCCGUCGCUGGAAGAGAGCGGACGCGCCUGAGAGGAGCCGUCGCUUUUUCUCUUCUCCCGCCUCAGAAGCCUCGGCGCUGCCUGCUGCGUGCUGCGUGCGGCAAGGUGGCCCCCACGGCUCUGCCUGCCCCCUUCCUGCUCGGCGGGAGCUGUGGGGAGAGCGCGAGGCUCCUGCAGCCGCCCCAGUCUCUUUUCCCCCGCCUUCUCCUCGUCGCCUCCUCAGCGCCCGGAGGAAGCUGCUCGCCUCCGCCCUCCAGCCAAGCGGGGACCCGCUGCUGCUGCUGCCGGCGCCGCCGCUGCUGCCGCUUUUGCCCCCGCCGUGAUGCCAUGCCCCGCAGCCACAGCCGAGGAGACGACGAGGGCGGCUUCGCCGGCGGGCUCUGGCUGAAGAGCAGCACGGCGGGGUGUCGCGGCGGCGGGGGCAGCGGCAUGAAGGAUGUGGAGUCUGGCCGGAGCAGGGUGCUCCUGAACUCGGCGCCCUCGCGAGGGGACGGCUUGCUCCUCUUGGGCACCGGCGGCGGGCUCGGCGGCUUGCGGGAGAGCCGGCGAGGCAAGAAACGAGGAGCCCGGAUGAGCCUGCUGGGGAAGCCGCUCUCCUACAGCAGCAACCCGACCUACCGGCGGAACGCCAAGUACAGGAGGCUGCAAAACUAUCUCUACAACGUGCUCGAGAGACCCCGCGGCUGGGCGUUCAUCUACCACGCCUUCGUUUUUCUCCUUGUCUUCGGUUGCUUGAUUUUAUCAGUGUUUUCUACUAUCCCUGAACAUACCUGGCUUGCCACUAGUUGCCUCUUCAUUCUGGAGUCUGUCAUGAUUGUUGUCUUUGGUUUGGAGUUUAUCAUGCGCAUUUGGUCUGCUGGCUGCUGUUGUCGGUACCGUGGAUGGCAGGGAAGGCUGAGAUUUGCAAGGAAACCAUUCUGUGUAAUAGACAUCAUUGUUCUCAUCGCUUCAAUAGCAGUUGUUUCUGCAAAAACUCAGGGUAACAUUUUUGCAACAUCAGCACUGAGAAGUCUUCGUUUCCUACAGAUCCUUCGCAUGGUGCGCAUGGACCGAAGAGGAGGAACCUGGAAAUUGUUAGGUUCAGUGGUUUAUGCACAUAGCAAGGAAUUAAUCACCGCCUGGUACAUAGGAUUUUUAGUAUUGAUUUUUUCAUCUUUCCUCGUCUACCUGGUUGAAAAAGAUACAAAUGCUCAAUUUUCUACAUAUGCAGAUGCUCUGUGGUGGGGCACAAUCACAUUGACAACAAUUGGCUAUGGAGAUAAAACCCCUCUCACCUGGCUAGGAAGGCUGCUUUCUGCAGGGUUUGCACUGCUUGGCAUUUCUUUCUUUGCCUUGCCUGCUGGCAUUCUUGGGUCAGGAUUUGCAUUAAAAGUACAGGAACAGCAUCGUCAGAAACAUUUUGAAAAAAGAAGGAAUCCCGCUGCCAGUUUAAUUCAAUGUGUAUGGCGUAGUUAUGCGGCUGAUGAGAAAUCCGUUUCCAUUGCUACCUGGAAGCCUCAUUUGAAGGCCUUGCAUACCUGCAGCCCAACAAAGAAAGAACAAGGGGAAGCAUCUAGCAGUCAAAAACUGAGCUUUAAGGAACGGGUACGGAUGGCUAGCCCACGUGGACAGAGUAUCAAGAACAGGCAAGCUUCAGUUGGUGACAGGAGAUCACCAAGUACUGAUAUUACGGCAGAGGGCAGCCCAACAAAAGUCCAAAAGAGCUGGAGCUUCAAUGACCGAACACGCUUCCGACCUUCCCUACGUUUGAAGAGUUCACAGCCCAAGCCAGUGCCAGAUACUGAAGCCAGUAUCGCUACAGAUGAUGUAUAUGAUGAAAGAGGAUGCCAGUGUGAUGUCUCAGUAGAAGAUCUCACCCCUGCACUUAAAACAGUAAUCAGAGCUAUCAGAAUCAUGAAAUUUCAUGUUGCCAAAAGGAAAUUUAAAGAAACUUUGCGUCCCUAUGAUGUUAAAGAUGUCAUAGAACAGUAUUCGGCAGGCCACCUGGAUAUGUUGUGCAGAAUUAAAAGUCUUCAAUCAAGGGUUGACCAGAUUCUUGGAAGGGGACAAAUUGCGUCUGAUAAAAGAAGUCGAGAGAAAAAUACUGCAGAGAAUGAGGCAGCUGAUGACCUUAGCAUGCUAGGGCGCGUAGUCAAGGUGGAAAAACAGGUUCAAUCCAUAGAGUCAAAAUUAGACUCACUACUAGAUAUCUACCAACAGGUCUUGAAGAAAGGAUCUGUAUCUGCACUGACUUUGGCUUCAUUUCAAAUGCCAACUUUUGAAUGUGAUCAAACUUCUGAUUAUCAAAGCCCUGUAGAUAGUAAAGAUUUGUCUAGCUCUGCCCAGACCAGUGGAUGUGUAUCCAGAUCAGCCAGUGUCAACAUGCCAUGUGGCCUACAGCUUAUACUGACACCAAAUGAAUUUAACCCUCAAGCUUACUAUGCGUUUAGUCCAACUAUGCAUAGUCAAGCCACACAGGUGCCAAAUGAUGAACCUGCAACUCUAUCAGCUAAUAAUGCACUAAACCAAAUACACCAGACAUCUAAGCCAACAACACCUACAACGUUACAGAUACCACCUUUUUCAUCAGUAAAGCAUAACAAUAGGCUGGAGCCUAUACAUGUUAUUCCCGUGAGCACACAGGAAAAUACUUCUGAUGUCACCGCUUGCCUUGUUGCUUCAAAUGAUAAUGGACAAAUUGCACAGUCCAGUGUGACAAAGGAUCUCUCAUGGAGAAAAAGCCUUGAUACAGAAGGGGAACCCUUGGUCUCAGUGAAACCAAUAGUACAAAUGGAUAUAGGGAAAUCGCUAUCUGUUCAAAACCUUAUACAGUCAACAGCCGAAGAACUGAAUGUACAGAUUUCUGGUAGUGACACCAGUAGCUCAAGAGGUAGUCAAGAAUUAUACAGCAGAUGGAGGGAAUCAAAAUUAUUUAUAACUGAUGAAGAAUUGGAAGCAGAGAGAGAAAAUGAGACUUUCGAAGGCAUUUCCCACCCAUUAGUGGAAACGACUCUCUCUACAGACUCUCUAAGGACUGGAAUGUCAAGAUCAUCUCAAAGCAUUUGCAAGCCAGGGGAUGGUGCAGAUGCUCUCAGCCUGCCUCAUGUCAAACUUAAAUAGCAUUUUGUGGAUUUUGUUCACAUGCUGAGUAAUCCUUUCAGUCAUACAUAUCAGAGCAUGGACUAUUUUGAAAGCCCUUUUAAUGAUUUUUUAAAAAAUUAAAUUAAUCAGAAAGAAA
Podarcis raffonei (Aeolian wall lizard) is the source of this 3254-nucleotide messenger RNA. RefSeq names its product potassium voltage-gated channel subfamily Q member 5 (gene KCNQ5). The record is from RefSeq and is a predicted model, not a curated record. The coding region runs from base 365 to 3136 and encodes 923 amino acids. Gene Ontology annotation, biological process: transmembrane transport; potassium ion transport. Gene Ontology annotation, molecular function: voltage-gated potassium channel activity. Gene Ontology annotation, cellular component: membrane. Lineage: Eukaryota; Metazoa; Chordata; Lepidosauria; Squamata; Lacertidae. The transcript is spliced from 14 exons.